AUGUCUUCCGAUAUUCCCAACAAUUUUGAGGACCGAUUGCGACAACGUGCUUCUACCACUAGGAACACGAACACGCUCGAAACUAUACCCGUGAACCAUCAACCUCAUGAAAAUAUCCCGAAUACACCGCUUGCAGCAUCUACGAUAUCAUUUUUAUUAGGAUGUAUCUUUUCUCUUGGUCUGGCACUCUUUCUCACUGGAGGUAUCUCUGAUCACUGGUGGGCCACAUACCAACUGGGCUUCUUCCUUGCCGCCUGGUCUGGCUUCCACUGGGGAGAAUUCGCGGUCACAGCAGGCUGGAACCGUGACAAAUGCAGCGUUGACUCGUUCUUACUUGAUAAUGGCGCUAUGUAUCACGUCGCCAAUGGAACCGCUCUGGUGGAAUACCUAAUUACGUUAUACUUCAAACCAUCGCUCAAGGCUUACCACUAUAUCUCAACGAUUGGUGUAAUGAUGGCUGUCAUCGGACAGACACUGCGUGCAUCGGCAAUGAUACAGGCUUCGACUAACUUCUCUCAUAUCGUAGCUCUCCGCAAGCUGCCUUCGCACCGAUUAGUAACUGAUGGUGUAUACUCGGCGUUCCGCCAUCCAUCAUACGCAGGAUUUUUUUACUGGGCGUUAGGGACCCAGCUGGUUUUGCAAAACCCUAUUACCUCCAUUGGCUUCGUACUAGUCUUGUGGAGAUUUUUCUCGCAUCGUAUCAAAGUUGAAGAGAGGGCAUUAGUGAAUUUCUUUGGAGAGGAAUAUGAAAACUACAGGCGAAGGGUCAACACUAACAUUCCAUUCAUACGAUAG
This is a messenger RNA of Suillus discolor, 795 nucleotides long. RefSeq names its product Isoprenylcysteine carboxyl methyltransferase family-domain-containing protein. NCBI's taxonomy places the organism in Eukaryota, Fungi, Basidiomycota, Agaricomycetes, Boletales, Suillaceae. Gene Ontology annotation, molecular function: protein C-terminal S-isoprenylcysteine carboxyl O-methyltransferase activity. Bases 1 to 795 code for a protein of 264 amino acids. Gene Ontology annotation, cellular component: membrane; endoplasmic reticulum. The transcript has 5 exons. The record is from RefSeq and is a predicted model, not a curated record. Gene Ontology annotation, biological process: C-terminal protein methylation.